CGACCAGCAAAAGCUCAAUGACACACGGGCCUCCGUCGCCUCCACCAACCCCCGCCUUCUUCAAAAUUUUUAUUCGCCGAAACCCCUUGCCACCUCGCCGCCUCCGCCCAACAAACAAGCGCGACGACCUCUACCUCGCCGCCGCCGCCGCCGUCACCGCCGCCAUAUAAGUGGACCCUCGUCUCGUCCUCCUCCCAGACUCUCCACCCUCCGCCUCCGAACACAUGGCCCACCCGCGGCUCGUGCUCCCCUCCCCGAAGCCCCUUCUCCCCGCCGCCGCUACCGCCACUCCAUCGCGCCGCGCCGUCGCCGUCCGCGCGGCGCUCUCCACCGCUUCGCCGCCCGCCAAGGCGGCGGCGGGAGCGGAGGCGGUGCGGUCGAUCCGCGCGCGGCAGAUCGUGGACAGCCGCGGGAACCCCACCGUCGAGGUCGACCUCGUCGCCGGGGACGGACGCCUCCACCGCUCCGCGGUGCCCAGCGGGGCGUCCACGGGGAUCUACGAGGCGCUCGAGCUCCGCGACGGCGACAAGGCCGUGUACGGCGGGAAGGGCGUGCUCCAAGCCGUGCGUAACAUCAACGAGGUCAUCGCGCCCAAGCUCGUGGGCGUCGAUGUGAGGAACCAGAGCGAUGUUGAUGCAAUCAUGCUAGACAUCGAUGGAACUGAGAAUAAAUCGAAGUUGGGUGCCAAUGCUAUUCUUGGAGUCUCCUUGAGUGUAUGUAGGGCUGGCGCUGGUGCAAAGGGAGUUCCUUUGUAUAAACAUAUUCAGGAGCUAGCGGGAAUUAAGGAGCUUGUCAUGCCUGUCCCUGCUUUCAAUGUAAUAAAUGGAGGUAGCCAUGCUGGCAACAAUCUUGCCAUGCAGGAAUUCAUGCUUUUACCUGUUGGAGCAGCUACUUUUGCUGAAGCUCUUCGUAUGGGCAGUGAAGUUUACCAUGUCCUGAAGGGCAUCAUUAAGUCAAAAUAUGGUCAAGAUGCAUGCAAUGUUGGAGAUGAAGGAGGUUUUGCUCCUAAUGUUCAAGACAACAGAGAGGGUCUUGUCUUGCUUAUGGAUGCCAUUGAGAAGGCAGGCUACACUGGAAAGAUCAAAAUUGGAAUGGAUGUUGCGGCAUCAGAGUUUCUUACAAAGGAUGGGAGCUACGAUCUAAACUUUAAGAAUCAACCUAACGAUGGAGCCCAUGUUCUUUCAGCCCAGCGUCUGGGUGAUCUGUACAGAGAUUUUGUCAAGGAUUUCCCUAUUGUAUCAAUUGAGGACCCUUUUGAUCAGGAUGACUGGAGUUCAUGGGCAUCAUUGCAAUCCUCAGUCGAUAUCCAAAUUGUGGGUGAUGAUUUACUUGUCACAAACCCAAAACGUAUAUCAGAGGCUAUUGGCAAGAAGGCUUGCAAUGCUUUGUUGCUAAAGGUUAACCAGAUUGGUACUGUCACUGAAUCAAUUCAAGCUGCUCUCGAUUCGAAAGCUGCUGGUUGGGGUGUGAUGGUCAGCCACAGAAGUGGUGAAACCGAAGACAACUUCAUUGCAGAUUUGGCUGUUGGCUUAGCAAGUGGGCAGAUUAAAACCGGGGCUCCAUGCCGCAGCGAGAGGCUGGCCAAAUAUAAUCAGCUUCUGCGGAUUGAAGAGGAGCUUGGCAACGUGCGCUAUGCAGGGGAGGCGUUCAGGUCUCCAUAAGAACUAUACAGACUUCAGAAUCUGAGUAAAGCGUAAAUUAUGUGUACUAUCCAGUAGAAAUAAAAGAACUAGAUCAUGGCCAGUCAUGCUUUCAUCCUUGUUACGACGAGUUAUCCCAAUUUUUUGCGGAUUUUUUUUCUUGACGCAUCUUAUUAUCUGCGAGCAUUUGCUGAUUUAGUCAUCAUCCAGGAAGAGGCUUCUUGUGCACCGCGCGAGUGUGAGAAAGUGACAGCUUUAUAUGGACAUGGCCAUUAACAAUCAUGCUUGUAAUCGUGCGUUAUAGUCAUACAAUAAGGCCUUGUUUACUUCUA
Messenger RNA from Sorghum bicolor (sorghum), 1972 nucleotides. RefSeq names its product enolase 1, chloroplastic. Gene Ontology annotation, biological process: glycolytic process. Bases 225 to 1661 code for a protein of 478 amino acids. The record is from RefSeq and is a predicted model, not a curated record. The transcript is spliced from 7 exons. Gene Ontology annotation, cellular component: phosphopyruvate hydratase complex. NCBI's taxonomy places the organism in Eukaryota, Viridiplantae, Streptophyta, Magnoliopsida, Poales, Poaceae. Gene Ontology annotation, molecular function: magnesium ion binding; phosphopyruvate hydratase activity.